Messenger RNA from Anopheles coustani, 3013 nucleotides. RefSeq lists its product as uncharacterized. NCBI's taxonomy places the organism in Eukaryota, Metazoa, Arthropoda, Insecta, Diptera, Culicidae. The transcript has 4 exons. Gene Ontology annotation, cellular component: membrane. The record is from RefSeq and is a predicted model, not a curated record. Bases 1 to 2091 code for a protein of 696 amino acids.
AUGGGUGCGCCACCUGCCAAGAAGCCGCUGGUCAACCGGAAUCUAAUAUCCUUGAAAAUUGUCCUCUUCCUGUUCUACGGUGCACUAGGAUGUCUCCAUCCGUAUCUGCAAAAGCACAUGACCCUGACCGGGUUGAACUACUACGAGUCGCAGGUGAUAACGCUCGUGGCUCCGCUGGUGGCAAUUCUGGGACCUCUGAUCAUUGCCCCGCUGGUGGACAGGCUUGCAGGUCGCUCUGGAACGAUGUUCGGUAAACGGCUACGUCUGCUGGCCGCCAUCUGCAUGAUUCUCUCGGUGGUGCUCUAUUCGGUGCUAUUCUUUGCCGUGCCGAGGGUAGAGAGACAGGAAUCGAGCCGAUCGAUGGUGAGCUUCGCGUGCGACUACGACGGUGCCAUCAUAUUCCAGCAACGCUGCAGCGAGGAACGGACGUGCUAUCAGUGGAAGCGCGAGAAGAUCGGACACCUUACGCUGACCAAUUGCUCCUACACGUGCCAGAAACCGGUCGAGUUCGAGAACCUAAACCAUCCGCACACCAAAGGGUUGGUGUUACCGUCCUCCACCGAGAGCUCCCUCGAGGACGAGGACUACGACGUCAGCGAUGAGCCUCUGCCGGCACCGGAAAAUCUGCUACAAGAACCGAAGGUCGAAGUGGACAAAACCCCCAUUCCCGUGCCGCACAUCUGCGAGCAUAAGGGGGACGCGGAGCGGGAACUGUGCCACGCGUACACGUCCGCCUCAGCGUCGCUGAAGCUGUCCACGGUGUUGCGAAGUGCGGUGAAUCAAGAAAACGAAACACACAGUGCCGAAUGGUGCCGGUAUCCGCUAGAUGGGUUCUCCUGUGAUAUCCCCGAGAAGCAGAUCAUCUGGAUGAAGCUGCUGACGCAAUCGUCCAACUGUACGCCGAAGGUGGAGUGCGAGGUUCACGAUCCGUACGACGACGAGAACAGUGUGCUAUCCGAGAGCGUCUGCAUGAGGAUCGUGGGCGAUCCUGAGGCAACGUUCUGGUCGUAUCUGGUGCUGCGAUCCUUUGGCGAUGCCUUCCUGCUGGCUGUUAUAGUGCUCCUAAACGCCGCCACCAUCAUUGCGACUCGCGAAACAUCCACCGGACGUGGUGACUUCGGACGGCAGAUCGUAUGGGGUGCCAUCGGGUGGGGUGUGUCCUACUUUGCGCUCGCCUGGUUCCUCGAGACGUACUACGCGUACGUGGGGCUCACCCUGCUGGCCGCACUGGUGCUGCUCGUGUCGACCGGAAUGCCUCUGACGCCGCCGGAAAUGUGGUGGCACACGAAGUGCGGCAUGGUGGCGAUCCCGAUGUCCGCCAUUCGGCGCUACGGACCCGAGUCGGCCGGCCUAUGUCUGGUGACGCUCGUCCUCGGCACGUUCUGGGCGGUGCUGGACAACUACGAGGGUGUGCUGGUGAAAUCGUUCGAUAUCCACCCGUCGCCGUCCGAUUACUACGGACAGGUUUGGAGCGCAUUCGUCGUGCUCGGUGCACUUCUCGCCAUACCGACGCUCUGGUACGCGGAGAAUAUCGUUGACUUCUGUGGCCACUCGAACAUCCUCAUCACCGCCAUCACGACGUUCAUCUUCCGCUUCGCCCUACUCGCCACAACCGACGUCGAGUGGUGGCGCGUGGUCAUCGAUUUCCUCUACCCAGUCACACUCGGUCUCACCUGGCUGACGAUUGUGUUCUACAUGCGCCACAUUAUGCCGCGCCGGCUCGUCACCACCGGUCAGGCACUUCCCGUAAUCUUCCACUUCUGCCUGGGCCGCUGCCUUGGCGCCCUCAUCGGCAUGUGGACGAAGCUGGACCACCUGAUCGUCACCUUCCAGGCACUGGCCAUUGCCGCGUGCGUCAUCUCGGCCGUUUACUUCCUGCUGUACCAUCUCGUUCUAGCUCCACGAUGCGCCGCCCGUCUCCAGCACGAACCGUCCGCCUCCGCCCUCAACAUAACCGCUCCCGAUUCGACGACUCACACCAACGGACAACAAGCUCCCCUUGCGCAGCCCGUCUCGCAGACGAACGGCAGCUACCAGCCGCUCCGGAUCUACCACAACUACCGUGGCCGGAAGGGACACUUCCGCUACUAGGCGGACAGAAGAAAGCUAGCUUUAAACAAACAAGAAAAAAAACAGCUCCUGUUCAUUUUUCCUAGUCCCGUUUAGAUCGACGUUAGGCAGCGGAGCGGUCCAUGCCAUCUCCUACGGUUCGGAGACUUGUUGAGAACGAUCGUUGGUACCAAAUAGUAGACACAAACACACAGAAACUAUCAUUCGUGGUAUGAGAAAGUAUAGGUAGGGAAUUAAUUUUACGUUCAAACGCUAUCCUUAAGUUGUUUCUAUAAGCAAAAGUGUUCCAUCCACGGACUAUUUAUUGGCUGACUUUCAAUCAAGAUCGAACGACAGCAAAGCUACAUUCUGAAGGAUUCAAACGAAAAACCCGCGCUCCGAAUGUGGUAGGGGGGUUUGCUUUAGUUCAUUUGGCCAACGUUUGAUAGUUAAGUUGCAAAGCUGAGGUAUUCUUUUCUAUCUUCCUGUUAGUAGAACCGUGUACCGUGCAACCCGAGUGUUCGUUGAAUUUUAAGAAUGUUAUUACACGACCUAGAUUACAUAACAAACACGAUCGCCGACUAACGAAAAAUAAGUUAAGUUGUACAAUCGAAUACGCUUAUUCAUCCAGCAUAAUGCACUGGAAUUUUUUCUUAUCGUUUCACCUUUUCAGUUCAGUUUUAAAUUUAUGUUCAUUAAUACGACUAAUUUUGCCCACGCCAGAAAAGAAACAAGAAUAACAGAGACGACGGAAUGGUGAAAUAGUAUACGCAAUAAUAUGCAACAUAAAGUACAGUUUAAAUGUAAAACUAUUGGAAAAAAUGUCCUACAGCCGCUCUGCGUUGAAGAAAAAAACAUUUGAAACAAAUAAUUCUCUAGAGUACAUAGAAAUUUGAAAGAGAUAAAAUAUACGCUGCUAUCUAUUUACAAGCCUGAAUCUACAGCAAAAACAAAGAUAACAAAA